CACCGUUUAUUCGUUUGAGGAACGCUUUGUGGCCAGUCAAGUCGCGCGGUAAAGUGCUAAAGUUGAAUGUGGAAAUAAAAUGGAGCCGAAACUGAAUUACAACUCGUUAUUACAAGACUGUGAAAAAACAAAUUUGAAUAUAACCACGCCGUUCUCAAUCAAUGAUAUACUGACGAAAGAAGAGACGAAAUGUGAUUUUGAAAAUGGAAUGUUUUCGUCUAGUUUCGGCGGGAAGCUGAACUUUUUAAAACCGGCCAGUUUCAAAGAUGAAUCGAAGAAGGUUACAGAAAAGAGUUUGAAAUUCUACGACGAGUGUAAUAGUUAUAGGGAUCUCAACGAAGACGGUGUUUUGGAUAUGUCGAGGAAAAACAGUUAUCCUGUCACAGAGUUAUCAGAUGACUACGAUUCAAGAUCAUCUCAUGGUUCGCCAGUCCGAAGAAAUUCCUCCCCUAAUUCUGACAUCAGCUAUAAACCCUUCAACUUACACUACGAAAGAAAAUGUACCACACCUACCGAAAAUCAACCGACCUACUCGCUGGAAUACUCCCAAGUCAGCGGCAGAAAAAAACGAUCAAGAGCAGCCUUCUCACACGCCCAAGUUUACGAGCUCGAAAGGCGUUUCAGCCAACAAAGAUACCUUUCCGGCCCAGAAAGAGCAGAUUUGGCUAUAAGCCUAAAACUCACAGAAACCCAAGUGAAGAUCUGGUUUCAGAACAGACGAUACAAGACCAAACGAAAACAGCUUCAGAUGCAAGAAAGUGGAAUGUUAGCUGCUGCAGCUGCGGCCGCUAACCACGCCAGAAAAGUCGCUGUUAAAGUACUAGUAAAUAACAAUGGACAUCCAGACCUAAAAUACCAGAGCCCAAUCGGAAAGACCAUCAAUCCAGCGUUGUUACCAUCGAACAUUCUAGAAGGCUCGCCUAUUUGGAAACAUUUCGCUGGAAUAUACGGCGUGGAUUUCACGAAGAAUCCUGAAUACAAAGCCUUACUGCAGGAAUCAUAUAAUCAGGCAGUUCUUCAGUCUCUAUACGGUCCUCAUUUGGGAGUGAAUUAUCCAAACUUAUCUCUACCCUACAUGUACUAUCCAGGUCACCCAACAUUCACAAUGCCUGUACCGUGUGACGUAGAUAGAAAUCAAGGUGAACCAAGUGAAAAUAAGGAUUAUGGUGAGAGUUCGAAGGAGAAGAAUAAACCAAGAAUUGAUGUUAAUGAUAAUAGCAAUGAAAGUAUGGCAAGUAAUAUAGAAAUUGAGAAUUAAUUGAAGUUAGAAUAAUGUAGUAUUACUUAAGUACUAAUUGAAAUGAAAUAAGUCUGUCUUUACCUGCGUCAAUGGUAACAUUUUAAAAUGUCUAUUAUUUAUAUAGAUUUAAAUUUUCAGUAUUAUAAUAUAAAAUCUUGCUAUAUCUUCACAUAAUAUAUUAUAUAUUUGAAAGAUAAAAGCCUUUGCCUCUCAACUUUUUAAAAUUUUGUGGCAAUAAUAAAAUUACAUUGUAAUAUUUUUGUAAAUAAUCUUUACGAACGAUGAAAAUAUUGUAAGUCCGAUUAUUCCUAUCAUAUCAUAAUUGUUAUUUCAAUAUUUUAUAUAUUACAACGGGAAUCGACUUUCAGACUUUUUUUUAAUGUAAAUGCGUUACGUCAAUUCAAUUGUAUUAAACCAAAGAUAGAAAACUUUCACCAAAGAUCUAGAUAAUAGUUGUUAAUGUAAAUAAGUCUUUAAUGUUAUUAGAUUUUUGCACAUUUGUAAAUAGUAUUUUUGUCUGUCUGUUAGUUAUAGUAAAUAAAGGUGUAAUGCCGUUAA
Messenger RNA from Leptidea sinapis, 1798 nucleotides. RefSeq names its product homeobox protein bagpipe-like. Gene Ontology annotation, biological process: cell differentiation; regulation of transcription by RNA polymerase II. The coding region runs from base 80 to 1258 and encodes 392 amino acids. Gene Ontology annotation, molecular function: DNA-binding transcription factor activity, RNA polymerase II-specific; RNA polymerase II cis-regulatory region sequence-specific DNA binding. Gene Ontology annotation, cellular component: nucleus. NCBI's taxonomy places the organism in Eukaryota, Metazoa, Arthropoda, Insecta, Lepidoptera, Pieridae. The transcript has 2 exons. The record is from RefSeq and is a predicted model, not a curated record.